GGCUUAUAAAAUUGGAAAGCUUCCGGUAACGUGACGCCGUGUCAAGGGUCAUUUCCGAUGACGUCAUUAACAUGGCUGUCCCCAUGGAUGAGUCUCAUGCAUUGCAGAGUGUGAAUUAGAAGAGGACCAAACACAGCAUGGAAGACGUGGGGGGCCAGAAAAGCUUCCCUGAUUAUCAGGCAAAGAUAAAUACAGCUGAACUUGAAAAUAUGGAAGAAGACAACAUACCAGAUGCCAGUAAGCUGGAUAAAGAUGAGACCAAAGCACAUGGUGAAGUUGUUGAGCUCCAGAAAGAUGUUCCAAAAAGUGCAGAUGGCACAGAGUGUAUGGAAGAUGGGGCGGCAGCAAGUGAAACUGCAGCUGAGAUGUGUGAUGAUUCAGAGGAAACUCAUGACGCUGGAAUGUAUAGAUAUAUUAAGGAUGAUCUUUUCACAUCAGAGAUUUUCAAAGUAGAGAUCCAAAACUUGCCAAAGUAUAUUGGCUUCAAUGACGUAAAGAAGUUCCUUGCAAAAUAUGGAUUACAUCCUCAUAAAAUUAAACUCAUGCACAAGCAAACGUUUGCAUUUGUAACCUUUAAAAGUCAGGAGGAAAGGGACAAAGCUAUGAGAGUCGUACAUGGGGUGAUGUGGAAGAACAGAGCAUUGUCUGUUCGGCUUGCAAAACCCAAAGCUGAUCCUAUAAUGAAGAAGAGAAAACAAGAUGACGAUGAAAAGGAACAGUCAGAUAGUAAGAGGAAGGCUGUGCAGGAGAACGCUCCGGAGGAGCCCCUCAGCAAGCAGAUUGCAGAUGUGGUGACUCCCCUGUGGAAGGUUCCAUAUGAAGAGCAACUGAAAAUGAAAGAGCAAGAAUGUGAACAUGUGCUGCAGAGGCUCACAAAGGAAAUUGGAAGCAAUAACAAGGCGCUCUUACCAUGGUUAUUUGUCCAAAAACAGAAAUACAACAAAGUAUGCUGCCCCUUAGAAACAAUAAAGCCUUCUCCUGUUCAGACAGAGUAUAGGAACAAAUGUGAAUUUCUGAUUGGUUCUGGUGCCAAUAAUAAAGAAAAGACUGUGGGAUUUCGACUGGGAAAGUACAAAGGAGGAACUUGUGCAGUUGUGGAGCCGUUUGACACUAUUCACAUUCCCUGUAUUACCAAGAAGGUUGUCAAGGCUUUUCAAGAUUAUAUUAGGGCAUCACCAUAUGUAGUCUACAGUCCAGAGACAUAUGAGGGUCACUGGAAGCAGCUCACAGUCAGGACGAGCAGAAAAGAUCAUGUUAUGGCCAUAGUGUAUUUUCAUCCGCAGAAACUGAGCAAGGAAACUCUGGCAGAGUUGAAGUCUUCUCUGGCAAAUUUUUUCACAGAUGGUCCAGGAAAAGAUAGCGGUAUCACCUCACUUUAUUUUGUGGAGGAGGGUCAGAGAAAAUCUCCAAACCUGGAAGAUUUACCUGUUGAGCAUGUGACUGGAAGCCAUUACAUCUAUGAAGAACUGCUAGGCUUAACCUUUCGGAUUUCACCCCAUGCUUUCUUUCAGGUUAACACACUUGCAGCAGAGGUUUUGUAUUCGGCCAUUGCAGACUGGGCACAGCUGGACCAGAACAGCACUGUAUUGGAUGUUUGCUGUGGGACAGGAACUAUUGGAAUCUCCUUGGCAAAGACAGUGAAGAAGGUUGUGGGAAUUGAACUGUGUCAGGAAGCCAUUGCAGAUGCCAAAGAUAAUGCCAAGAUCAAUAACCUGAACAAUAUUGAAUUUCGAUGUGGCAAAGCUGAAGAUAUCUUCCCUACCCUAAUAAACUUUUACACUGCUCAGAAUCCUGUGGCCAUAGUUGACCCACCAAGGGCUGGACUUCAUUCCAAAGUUAUUAUUGCAAUCCGAAAAGCUGAACAUGUGAAACGUCUGAUCUAUGUAUCCUGCAAUCCAAAGGCGGCAUUGAACAACUUUGUAGAUCUGUGCCGGGCUCCUUCAAACCGUGUAAAAGGUCGUCCAUUUAGACCUACCAGAGCUAUGGCUGUGGACCUCUUUCCUCAAACCCCACAUUGUGAACUUCUCAUUCUUUUUGAAAGAGUGGAGUAUACCGAGAGUGCCAGUAAUUCUGCCCCAGACGUCGUCCAUGAACAUACAGAGGGUUGUCAGCAAGAUGGCAAUACAGAAAAAGAAUGCCAUACUAAUUCACAAGCAAUAAAUGCCUAGAUCUGCACAUACUGUUGAACUACAUUUUUUUAACCAUUAACAUUUAUAGUAUAGCAAUAGCUUACAGGACAGACUUAAUACAAUCAGUACUGCAAAAUGUACAUUAUCUUACUUGGUAAAUCACUUUUUUUUAACUACAUGUAUUGCAGACUAUACACAACAGUAUCACCCAUCCUAGGUGAUAGCUGAUGCAUUGGUCCAUAGUGCACACAUCUGUAUUCAAGGAGGUCUACCAUUAAAUUGUGUUAUACUGGAGCUGAAAAUGUAAUUGUUUCUUAAUAUUCAUGUUAGCAUUGACUUCUGCUUCCUAUAUAGUAAGAGCUCAGAUUACUUUUAUAUUGUUGGUUCUGUGAAAUAAAUAUGCAAAUUUUCUUUAUGUCCCAAAAUAAAAUAAAUUUCUGUUUGCAUUCAAAAUUGGUGCAAAUGGACUUUCAGCUAAACCACUACGUUUAAAAUUCCCUUCCUUCUAUAUCCACCCCUUCCAACUUAUAACAGCAUUGUAUAAGCUACCAACAAAUCAAAUGUGUAUUGGGAGCAUCUGGUGACACUAUUCUGGAUUUGUCCCCUGACAUGUAGGAUUUCAGUGGUGCCAUCAUUUGUUCUGCUCCCACUCUCCAUAGUCAUAAACUUGGACUAGCCAAGCAUGCAUGGUUAACCCUUAGUUCAGACCUGAGCGUUUUACAGCGCGUUCCUACACGCUGUAAAACGCUCAACACUGAGAAACCAAUGCUUCCCUAU
Bufo gargarizans (Asiatic toad) is the source of this 2906-nucleotide messenger RNA. It is a transcript of the gene TRMT2A, whose product is annotated as tRNA methyltransferase 2 homolog A. The coding region runs from base 138 to 2168 and encodes 676 amino acids. The record is from RefSeq and is a predicted model, not a curated record. NCBI's taxonomy places the organism in Eukaryota, Metazoa, Chordata, Amphibia, Anura, Bufonidae. Gene Ontology annotation, molecular function: RNA binding; RNA methyltransferase activity. The transcript is spliced from 12 exons. Gene Ontology annotation, biological process: RNA processing.